Messenger RNA from Poeciliopsis prolifica (blackstripe livebearer), 1155 nucleotides. Its product is annotated as nicolin-1-like. Bases 127 to 783 code for a protein of 218 amino acids. The record is from RefSeq and is a predicted model, not a curated record. The transcript has 7 exons. NCBI's taxonomy places the organism in Eukaryota, Metazoa, Chordata, Actinopteri, Cyprinodontiformes, Poeciliidae. Gene Ontology annotation, cellular component: nucleoplasm.
GUUUCGCCAAAUAUCUUUAGGACGUGAACAGAAGCUGGAGUUUGUGCUUUUUCCUCUCACUGCCCAGAUCUUACCUUCAGCUCUGACCUUUGACUCUCCACCGGAGGAAGGUUUUUGUCUCCAGAGAUGAGCCAGGUGGACGGCAGCAGACAGCCGGUCUCCUGCACAGUCAAACCUCCGGUCUACCUGCAGAUCGGAGAGCCCAAAGCGGAACCGGGUCAGUCCGGGGUCUGUGUGCUCGAUGUCCCCCUCCCCUUUGGGAAACCAGUCAGUGUUGAGGAAAUCACCUUUAAGAACUACUACACCGCCUACGUCACUGUGCGUUUGCUGAGGAGGGCUUCUGGGCAGGAAGGGCCGACCAAGUGGGUCACGGCUCUCCGAGACCUGCCGCUGAUGGACAACCCGCACACAGAGAGAGGCUCCCAGGAUUACUACUCCAUCCACAGGAAGCAGAUGCUAGUGGAGCCAGACCACGUGGUUUCGGUCCGGCUGAUCCUGAGGCAGCCAUCGUCUGCCUGGCUGAGCUUCAGCUUGGAGGAGAUCAAAAUUUUCCCUCACAUGGAACCGGAGCCCCAGAAGGAGGUUUCUGAUUGGCUGUCUGACCUGAUUCUGGUCGACCAGCUUCCUGAUGUAGAGGGCCUGCCGGACCCGCACACCGUUUCCUCCAGCAUCCAGCAGAUGUGGGCUCUGACCGAGGUCAUGCAGACCAACCAGACCACAGCCUCCAUCGGACGCUUCGAUGUGGACGGAUGUUAUGACAUCAGCCUGCUGUCGCUGACGUAACGCGGCUUUCAGAGCAACACACACUUCCUGUGUGAGUGGAGACAGAAGAGCGAAAACCGCUGCUGGUUUAUCGCUUUGUGUCGUCAUACAUGAUCAUCAUGAUGCAUCAGCAGAAUAACUCCUCAGUCCUGAUCCUGAUCCUGGUCCACUUCUGGUUUUAUUUGGACAUUUCUCUCAUUUUGUCUCUAAAAUAGAAAUGAUCUUUCUUCUUCAUUUGUUUUGGUGUUGUUAAUAAUUCAGACUGUUAAAGAGAAAAAAAAUCAUAAAACUGAUCAAGUUAAAUCAAUUUUUCACAGGAUUAACAUUUAGAUCCUAAAUGAGGAAAAUGAUUCACUCAUUUACAUAAUAAAAGGUUUUUGUUUCAGCAUAAAA